ACCCCGCUGGGAAAGGAGAUCCUGAGGUUGGGGAUGAAUUAGUUUGGGGUUGGAGGAGGGAAGGCGUACAUUAAUGCAUCUUCUGGGUGCUUGCUGACGGAAAAGGCGCAGCCCGAAGUGCUUAAACCCCUCUGGAGGCAGGACUCGUGGUGGUGGUGGUGAAGUCAUGUCUGAUAAUGGCUCUGAGGAAUAUGAGGAGGAGGAGAAAUUGCCUUAUCUCGGGGAAUAUGUAGGAGAACGCAAUGAGCAAGGUGAACGGCAUGGACAUGGGAAAGCAAUAUUGCCCAAUGGGGAUACAUAUGAAGGGCAAUAUGAACAUGGUAAAAGACAUGGUCAGGGGACCUACAAAUUUAAGAAUGGUGCUCGAUACAUUGGAGAAUACCAAGAAAAUAAAAAACAUGGCCAAGGCACUUUUUUCUAUGAAGAUGGAUCACAAUAUAAAGGAGAAUGGGUAAAUGAUGAAAGGCAUGGCUAUGGAGUUUAUCGCUACCCAAAUAAUGACACAUAUACAGGAGAAUGGUUUGCUGGCCAAAGGCACGGGCAAGGAACUUACUUCUAUGCUGAGACUGGCUCUAAGUAUGUUGGUACUUGGGUAAAUGGACAACAAGAGGGAACAGGAGAACUCAUUCACCUAAAGCAUAGAUACCAGGGCAAGUUCGUAGGAAAAAAUCCAGUGGGCCCCGGAAAGUAUAUUUUUGAUAUUGGAUGUGAGCAGCAUGGUACAUAUGAACUUAAAGAAAUGGAAGAAGAAGAGGGGGAGGAAGAGGAAAUUUCAAAACCUCCUGUUCCAAUAUGGAAAGCUCAAAAAAUUACUCCAUUAACCCUCUACACACCACCUCUUCCUGAAGUACCACCACAAUCUGACAUAACACCAACACAAGAAGAGCCCCAAACAUCUGAAGUUGGCGAAAAAGUUACUGCUCGACACCUUCCUGAUGAUUCAGGAAUAGGUGAACUUGAUGCAGAAGAGAAUGCAAGAGAAGUUCUAGAAAGCCAUAUGUCUGAAGACAUAAAACAAGAAAGUGCUGAGGAGGAAGAAAAAGAAAGACAAUCACAAUCGUCAAAUUAAAAUGAACAAAUCAACAGAAAAGGAGAUUGUGUGC
Molecule: messenger RNA, 1103 nt
Organism: Vombatus ursinus (common wombat)
Lineage: Eukaryota; Metazoa; Chordata; Mammalia; Diprotodontia; Vombatidae
Product: radial spoke head 1 homolog
Exons: 9
Coding region: 167-1069 (300 amino acids)
Biological process (GO): spermatid development; axoneme assembly
Cellular component (GO): motile cilium; nucleus
Source: RefSeq, a predicted model, not a curated record